Penaeus monodon (black tiger shrimp) is the source of this 4328-nucleotide messenger RNA. It is a transcript of the gene Delta, whose product is annotated as delta-like protein 1. Gene Ontology annotation, molecular function: calcium ion binding. Gene Ontology annotation, cellular component: plasma membrane; protein-containing complex. Gene Ontology annotation, biological process: establishment or maintenance of epithelial cell apical/basal polarity; cell communication; multicellular organism development. Lineage: Eukaryota; Metazoa; Arthropoda; Malacostraca; Decapoda; Penaeidae. The record is from RefSeq and is a predicted model, not a curated record.
GCGUCUUACUGCCCUCUGUCGGCCGCUCGCUGAACUAGACCUUAAACGCUAGGACCAAAAUGACCAGAAAACAAACGUCUUUUCCACGUGUUUUGUGUCACGGUUUGUGUGAUUUGCAGAAACGGGAAUGAGGAAAUGUAAAAGGAGGAGUUGAUGAGUCGAUAGCUACAAGAGAAAACUGAGGAAUUAUGUGUUACAAGUGAGAAGUUGAUUGGAUAAUGAAGGUAGUCAGUCAGUGCUGUCUCUGGUGAGACUGUGAGUGAUAUAUAAACAAGACGAGAAAAAAGGUAAUGUUUAGUAGAGAAUUUAAGAAAAAAUAAAACACCCUAGAAGUAAUCUUUGGAAAGUUGUAUCUUCCUCCAAUAUAUAGUGGAUGUUAACAUGUGAACGGGAAAGAGAGAUGAAAAAAAAGAGAGAAUCAGCUGAGAUUAGGAAGUGAAGAUAGGCCAAGAAAUGAGAAGAUAAAAAAAAAUAAAAAUAAAAAUAAGAGUAAUACUAAUCGUAGUAAAACGGUGUUGUUUCUGCGGCAGGUCGUGGGCGGAGCUUAGGGAGCCGGUGGGCGGAGCUUAGGGAGCCGGCGGGCGGGCGGACGGAGCUCAGCCCGAACGUUUCUCUCGCUCGUCAGUCUGUCACGAACCUACGCACGGAGAGGGUGUGCCGCGUGCGGUCCUGAAGCAGCAUCACACGCUCCCUUUUUUUAAAGCUCUCCUUUUUUUUUCCCUCCUCUCCCCCCCCCCCCCCCCUUUCCCCCUCUCCACUGUUGACUCCUGCGGUUCUCCUCGACGUUACCCCCAACAUCGCCUACGAUACGCAGGAUACAAGAAAUACAAUACGUGGUGUAUUGUUGUAUCGAAAAAGCAUUCCACGACGCAGGUUCUACACUAACACACAGCCAUGCGGUGGCUCUCACAUCCCGUGGCCAUCGCACUGGCCGGGAUCGUCUUGUCGCUGUGUGUCAUUGAGACCUCGGCCAACGCGGUGUUCGAACUCCGCCUGAAGAAGUUCACGAACCGCUUCGGCAAGGACACCGAAGGACACUGUUGCAGCGGCUAUCGCAACUCGCAAGGACACUGCACGGGGACUUGCAAGACGAAAUUUCGCGUGUGUCUCAAAGUUUACCAAGAAGUUAUAGACCCGGAGUCGCCAUGCACUUUCGGCGAGGCUGAGACCCCGGUCUUGGGCGACAACGAAGUGGAUUUCGCCAAAGUGGAUUUGCAAGGAUUCCGCAAUCCCGUGCCCUUUGAGCUCGCUUCGUGGCAGGGAACAUUUUCGCUCAUCAUAGAAGCAUGGCAUGAAGAACCCAACACAACUGCUACAUAUGUUGAACCGGCCCUGAUCACCCGCCUGAUGAUCCAGCGCUGGCUCGACCUCGGGGAGGAGUGGACGGGCGACGACCACCGCACCUCGCACUCGUCGCUCUCCUACGAGUUCCGAGUGACCUGCCAGGAGAACUACUACGGCGAGGGCUGCCGGAAGUGGUGCAAGCCGAGGAACGACUCCUUCGGGCGCUACGUGUGCGACGACCAGGGCGAGUACGUGUGCCUGGACGGAUGGCAGGGCCCCGAUAACUACUGCCUCAAACCCAUCUGUAGUCCCGGUUGCCACGAGUCCACCGGCUUCUGCGACCAGCCCAACGAGUGCAAGUGCCACAGCGGGUGGAAGGGCCCGGACUGCGACCAGUGCCAGGUGUACCCCGGCUGCCUCCACGGCACCUGCGACAAGCCGUGGCAGUGCAACUGCGACGAGGGCUGGGGUGGCCUCUUCUGCAACCAGGACCUCAACUUCUGCACCAACCACCGGCCCUGCAGAAAUGGCGCCACCUGCUUCAACACGGCCCCGGGCUCGUACUCGUGCGAGUGCCCGCCGGGCUUCUCGGGCACCAUCUGCGAGAUCAUCAACGACACGUGCGCCAACACGCCGUGCCGCAACGGGGGCACGUGCCUGGACACGGGCGACGACCAGUUCGUGUGCCAGUGCCCCUCGGGCUUCACCGGCCAGUACUGCGAGAUCUCCGGGCAGUCGUGCGCCGACCGGCCGUGCCUCAAUGGCGCCACCUGCUCCGACACGGCCACUGGCUACCAGUGCCACUGCCGCGCCGGCUACGAGGGCACCAACUGCGAGCGCGGUAACGAGUGCGCGUCUGACCCCUGCCUGAACGGCGGCUCGUGCGUGGACGAGCACGACGGCUUCCAGUGCGUGUGCCCCGUCGGCUACACGGGCGACCGCUGCCAGACCAACGUGGACGACUGCGCGCACCGGCCGUGCCUCAACGGCGGCACCUGCAUCGACGGCCUGGACUCGUUCACCCCCGGCUUCCUGGGCACGCUCUGCCAGACCAACGUGGACGACUGCCGCACGCAGCCCUGCGCCAACGGCGGCACCUGCGUGGACGGCGUCAAUGACUUCUCGUGCGAGUGUCGGCCCGGCUGGGGCGGCCGCCAGUGCACGACGCGCGUGCCCGUGCCGGUGUCGCCGUGCGCGUCGGCGCCGUGCCACAACGGCGGCUACUGCGUGGAGGCCCCUGAGCUAGCCGUGGGCUUCCAGUGCACGUGCCCGAGCGGGCUGGGCGGCCCCUUCUGCACGGUGGUGACCAAGCCGGCGCCGCAGGUGGACGUGGACGCGUCGCCCAUGUCGGCGGCGCAGGUGGUGCUGGUAGUAACGUUCAGCGUGGCCGUGCCCGUGCUGGCCGUCGUGUCGGCGCUGGCCAUCGUAUGCAUGAAGCGGCGCAGGAGGCGCGAGCGCGCGCGCCAGGACGAGGAGGCGCGGCGCCAGAACGAGCAGAACAUGGUGCACAACGCCGUCAACGCCGCCAACAACAAGUGCCUGGAGGACCACAUGAUCAUCAACUCGCUCGACUACCCCGCCAAGCCGCUCAACACGCAGCACCACGCGCUGCCGCACUUGCAGGGCGGCCACCACCUGCACAUGCACGAGCCCGACGCCAAGAAGGCCGUCGAGAACACGUACAGCAUCGUGCCGGCGAGGAGCACCAAGACCAUCAACACCGACAUGUCGCGCCUCUCGCUCGCCGACUGCCUCGAGAAGGGCCUCGACGCCCCCGCCCACGCCCCUGCUUGCCGUGGGACGCCCACCUCGGAGCUCAACGCGCCCUGCAAGGUGCUCCCCGAACCCCCCCUCCCGCGAGUCCACAGCCACAGCGAUGUGUACAGCAAGCGCAACAGCCUCAUCGGCAGUGGAGGCGGCGGAGGUGGAGUCGGCAGCGGCGGCGGCGGAGGCAGCUGCGAUAUCCACACCUCCACCAACACGUUAACCUCCACCUGUACGCCUUCCACCUGUACCACGCCGUCAAGUGUGUUCGUUAUAGAAGAACAUUAUGAUGAUGAGAAUUACAUUGCCACGGAGGUUUAGUGAUUCGUUGAAAUAAUUACGUUUUUUUCUUCGAACUCUACGGUUUUUUUGUAGAAAAGAGAAGAACGAAAAAAAAAUGGAAGAGAAGAGAAGAGAAUGAUUUAAGAGAGAGAAAAUAAUUGACUCUUCGUGUGAUUCUUCUUCUUCUUCGUCUUCUAAGUGUUUAAAAAAGUGAGCAGAAAAAAAAAGCAAAGAAAAUUUUGCCCCCGAAAAAAAAAACAUUUUUUUUGCUAGUGACGCCAAAAAGAGAAACCAAGACUUCUAUUACAAUUGAUAGUAUUAUUAAUUAUUAUUAUUAUUAUUUUGUUGUUGUUUUCGCCUUCCAAAGGUGGGCGGAGCUUGUGAAAGAGAAGAGGACUUCCCUUGGCGACGUCUCGUGUGAAGUGCAAGGAAGUCACGGCCCGCGGAAGCACCCGAAAGAAAGAAAAACGAAAACAAACAAACUGAAAUGUUGAAGUGAUGUUUUCACUUCUCUUUAGUCCCAAGCACAUCCAAAGAUGUUUUAAUUUAGGAGCUAUCAUUACUAUUUACUAUUACUACUUCUACUCUAGUUAUUGCUAUUUAUUCUCCUUGUUUUCGCCAUCUUUCUCUCUCUCUAUCUUUCUUUUUUUUGCAAAUGUGUUAUUUUAUUUAUUGUUAAAAAUAAAUCGAUUUUUUUUUCUCUCACACUCUCUCUUUUUUUUAAUUAUAUAUAAAAAUAUAUAUGUACACUGUAACUUGUAUCUUGUGGUAUGUGGUACAAAAAAAAUUGUGUUUAUAUUGUAGUGCCUUCCAUGUGAACAGUGGAAAUGAACAGUGAACAAAUGAACAAAGAAGUAUCGUUGUUGUUUAAAGGAGCAAGCACAGUGGCAAAGGGGAGGAGUUUGUUGUAUUUGUGCAAGUAAGACGAGGACAUAAUCAAGCAAACAAGCAGACAACAGUUCCAAGCAAGUAAAAAAAAAAACAAAAAAACAAGGAGG